AUGGUCGACUCGCAGUUAUUAAAUGAUUUUCGUGAUCGCAUACAAGACUUAGGUACCACAUAUUCAAUUAGCGUAAAAAAUAUGAAAACUACUGAUGACGAACUUGACAGAUUAGAAGCUGAGCUGGAGGCUGCUGCAAACCGUCUCAAAGAGGAACUAGAUAAGCAGCUGAAAAUGGUACUCGACAAAACAAGAAUGAAUAAACCACCACCAGGAGCAGGACCAGAAGAUCCAGAGUAUAAGAAAUAUAAAUCUCUUUUGGAAAACGUGGUGGCAGGUAUCAAUAAUACAACCAGUUGGCUUGUAUCAAUCUUUCAAAGAAUUCAGGGAAUCAUUGGUAGCAUCAUUGAUAAAAUAAAGAAAAAGGCAUCCGAUAUUAUUGAUUGUAUCACGAAGUGGUUUCAACACUUGGUUAACAUACCCCUUUAG
Rotaria socialis is the source of this 429-nucleotide messenger RNA. Lineage: Eukaryota; Metazoa; Rotifera; Eurotatoria; Philodinida; Philodinidae. The record is from the annotation of a GenBank genome assembly.